UGUAGUGUCGAAUUUUAAUUGUUUUUUUUCUUUCUUUUCUGGCAAUUUUAUUUUGUGAGUGUGUUUUUGAUUAAAGACUGGUUCGCAGUUUGGGAUUUGAGAAAGACGUAUUUGGAAUUAAGCUUCUGAAUAGCUCCCAAGUAAACAUGUCAUUUUCUUUGUUGUAGGUCGUAAGUGUUGAGAUAGAUCUGUCACUAUGAAAUCGAAAAAGACAGACUUUGGUCCCAGAGAUAUAAUCAGUGGUCUACCAGAAGCUCUGAUUUGCCACAUAUUGUCAUUCCUACCCAUUGAAGAUGCUGCUUUGACUUCAGUUCUCUCCAAAAAGUGGCGCUAUCUCUUUGCUUACAGGCCAAAUCUUAUUUUCGAUGGCUUGCUGCAUAUACAACAUCGUGCGGUUGGUAACACAGAGAAGGAAUUGAUUCUCAGCAGAUUUAUGGCUUUUGUGGAUAGAGUAUUGGAGUUGCAAGAGAGUUGUGCUAUAAACAAGUUCUCUCUUUUGUGCGGACAUGGUGUUCGUCCAUAUUUUGUCACAGAUUCCAUUUUAAAGGUGUUGCGACGUGGGGUAACGGAGCUUGAUUUACACGUCUCUCUGGAUGAGGGUCGUCUGCCUUCUGAGGUCUUUGAGAGCAAGUCACUGGUCAGCCUGAGGAUUGAAUCUGGAAAUGUUUAUGGCAUUGAUGUGCAAGGUGUUUCUCUUCCAAAGCUCAAGACUCUCUUCCUUCAUAGAGUUAUGUUAGGACAAGCUGAGGAUUGUUUUCACAAGCUUACAUCUGGUUGUCAUGUCCUUGAGGAACUAUUUCUCCUUAGAGUUUACUCUGAUUUUUGGAACCGCUCUCUGUCUUCCAAUUCCCUCAAGAGACUAACGCUAUACUGUCUAGACUCUGACCAGAAUCCAGAUCAUGUUUCUUUUGAUACACCCAAUCUUGUUUAUUUUAACUACUCUGAUAAUAUUGCGCGCAAGUAUCCAAAAGUGAACUUUGCUUCCCUCGUUGAAGCUACUAUCUACCUUGCAAUGACACGUGAUCAGUAUGCACAUGCAAACUAUGGAAAUUUGGUCGCCAAUGCAACAGACUUUUUUAGGGGAAUAUGCAAUGUUCAGAUCCUUUACUUAUCUGCCAGCACUCUUGAGGUUCUUACGUUCUGCUGUAAACCAGUACCGACAUUCAACAAGUUGGUUCAUUUAACUGUUGAAACCCAUACAGUAGGAUGGGAAUCAUUGCCAACUCUACUCAACAACUGCCCAAAUCUAGAAACUCUUGUUUUCGAAGGACUCCACCACAAAUAUACAAUCAAAUGUGGGGAUGUUGACGGGUGCCUAUGCAAAUUUUCAGGGGAGGUUCCUAUUUGCUUAUCGUCAAGUCCGGUGAAGUUCCUAAAGGUACAGAGAUUUGGUGAAAAUGGUAUAGAGAAUCAGAUAGAGCUGGUCAAGCACUUCCUAGAGACAAUGCCACGUCUUGAACAACUGACAGUACACUACGUUGCAUCAAUUGAUGAUGAUGUGAAUAAAGUGUCAAGCCAACUUAAGGACUUUGCAAGAGUAGCUUCACCAAAUUGCGAGAUCCAAGUUGUAUCUGAUCACCUCAACUAAAACAAGACCCUCCUCUUCUUUCUUUCUGCCUUUAUGUUCUAAGCUUUUGUGUGACUUGUGUAUGAAAGAUUAUAUGCCAUUUUGAUUGGGAAUGCUCGAAUUAUCGUUUUCUU
Capsella rubella is the source of this 1701-nucleotide messenger RNA. Its product is annotated as F-box/LRR-repeat protein At3g59250. The record is from RefSeq and is a predicted model, not a curated record. Gene Ontology annotation, molecular function: protein binding. Bases 197 to 1588 code for a protein of 463 amino acids. NCBI's taxonomy places the organism in Eukaryota, Viridiplantae, Streptophyta, Magnoliopsida, Brassicales, Brassicaceae. The transcript is spliced from 3 exons.